Molecule: messenger RNA, 1002 nt
Organism: Yamadazyma jaroonii
Lineage: Eukaryota; Fungi; Ascomycota; Pichiomycetes; Serinales; Debaryomycetaceae
Source: the annotation of a GenBank genome assembly
AUGGAAGGAAUAGAAGAAAUCAGAAUUGGAGGAAGAAAAUCACAUUUAGCUAUAGUUCAAAGUGAAAUAGUUAAAGACUUGAUUGAAAAAAAUUAUUCACAAUAUAAAUGUUCAAUCACAGCAUUAAAUACUUUAGCUGAUGAUAAUUUGGACAAAGCAUUAUACACAUUUGGUGGUAAACCAGUAUGGACACAAGAAUUAGAAAAUUUAUUAACCAAAGAUGUUGGAGAUUUCAAACAAAUAGAUUUAAUCGUUCAUUCGUUAAAAGACUUACCGACCAACUUACCUGAAGAUUUUGAAUUAGGGGCCAUUACAAAAAGGGAAGAUCCAAGGGAUGCUAUAAUUAUGAAAGCUGGCAGUACUUACAAAUCGUUAAAAGAUUUACCCGAUGGUUCAGUUGUCGGUACUUCAUCGAUUAGAAGAUCUGCUCAAUUAUUGGAAAAAUACCCUAACUUGAAAUUUGAAAGUGUUAGAGGAAAUCUUGAAACAAGACUCAGAAAAUUGGAUAAUGAUAACAAAUAUGAAUGUAUAAUAUUAGCAGCUGCAGGUUUAAUAAGAAUUGGAGCAGAUCAUAGAAUUACCAAAUGUUUAGAUAGUGAUGAAAUGUUUUAUAGUGUUGGGCAAGGUGCUUUAGGAAUUGAAAUAAGGAAAAAUGAUCAUAAAAUAAAGGAAAUCUUAUCAAAAGUCAACCACUUAUCUACAAGUUAUAGAUGUUUGCUGGAAAGAUCCUUAAUGAGAUUCUUGGAAGGUGGAUGUUCUGUGCCUUUGGGAGUUAUAAGUGAAUUUAAUGAAUCAACAAAUGAUUUAAAAUUAAAAGCCAAAGUUGUUUCUGUUGACGGUCAACAAUGUGUAGAAUGUGAAUUAAAUAAAACAAUCACCAACAAUCAAGAUUGUGAAGAUUUAGGUGUUGAAUUGGGUAAAAAAAUGAUUGAAAACGGUGUCAAAAAGAUAUUAGAUGAGAUCGACUACGAAAAUAUCAAUCAAAAUCCAAAUAGAUCUUAA